AUGAACAAUAAACUUUACUCUUCGCUAUGCACAUUCUUCACUUACUGUUUUUCAUUGCAAUUGCACUACUACUUCUUCAUGAGCCUCAUUGUUAGUGGAACCAACUUCACUACUAGAGAUAAGCAUGCACUUGUUGCUCUCAAAUCUUCCAUAACUCAGGACCCUCACCACUUCCUCACACAUAAUUGGUCCACCAACUUCUCAGUAUGCAACUGGUUUGGUGUCACCUGUGAUCAUCGCCAUGGAAGGGUAAGAACCUUGAAUCUUGGUGACAUGGGUCUUAGUGGUACCAUACCCUCUCAUUUGGGGAACCUCUCCUUCCUCAUUGAACUCAACCUUGGUGGUAACACUUUCCAUCACAACUUGCCACAAGAACUAGUUCAUCUUCGAAGAUUGAAGUCACUUAACUUGAGCUACAAUGAAUUUAGUGGCAAUGUUCCACAAUGGAUAGGAGCCUUAUCUUCUCUUCAACACUUGAACCUUAAAAACAAUAGGUUUGGUGGUGUUAUUCCAAAGUCUAUAUCAAAUUUAACAGUGCUAGAGACCUUGGAAAUUGGCCACAAUCUUAUUGAAGGCUCCAUUCCAUAUGAAGUUGGCAGAAUGAGCCAAUUGAGGAUCUUAUCCAUGUCAGUAAACCAUCUCUCCGGACCUCUCUUCUUUGCGUGGAAUCAGUUUGUCUUAUAA
Arachis duranensis is the source of this 684-nucleotide messenger RNA. RefSeq names its product probable LRR receptor-like serine/threonine-protein kinase At3g47570. The coding region runs from base 1 to 684 and encodes 227 amino acids. The transcript has a single exon. Gene Ontology annotation, molecular function: protein binding. The record is from RefSeq and is a predicted model, not a curated record. NCBI's taxonomy places the organism in Eukaryota, Viridiplantae, Streptophyta, Magnoliopsida, Fabales, Fabaceae.